This is a messenger RNA of Trypanosoma theileri, 2118 nucleotides long. RefSeq lists its product as uncharacterized. The record is from RefSeq and is a predicted model, not a curated record. The transcript has a single exon. Bases 1 to 2118 code for a protein of 705 amino acids. NCBI's taxonomy places the organism in Eukaryota, Euglenozoa, Kinetoplastea, Trypanosomatida, Trypanosomatidae.
AUGAAGAAUGAGAUACAAAUGAAUGGCAAUAGUGAUAGUAGUGGAACCGAGGCAAUGGAGCUGUAUCCCAUAAAAAGCAAAGAAUCUGGAAUGUUCACUAAUACUAGUACUAACAGUAGCGAAAAGAUAAAAGCGGAAGCCGGUUAUAUGGAAGAAUAUAAUAAUAAGGAAGAUGUCAAUAACAGUAGCAGCAGCAGCAGGAGUAACAGUAGUAAUGUGAGUGAGUCCUAUGAGUAUUAUCAUCAUGUACCACUCUUUUCUGAUAAUACCGAUGUAGAUUACUUUGUAGGGAGAAGUGUACCGCUCUUGCAACCGCAGCAACUCCAUUCCUCUCUUUCUCUUGCGCCUCAUAACCUCUCUCACUCACAGCAACAUUAUGCAGAUAUAUUGGGAAAUGUAACCACACAACACGCUCGACUCUCCGAUGUUAACUGGAUGAAUAAAAAAACGACGGAAAAUACCGCAGCCUCCGUAAUACAUCCAGAAGUAGAAAUAGUAGAAGAAGAAGAAGAAGGAUUAAAACGGGAGAGAAAUGUGUCUAGCAUCCUUAAUAGAAAGGAUGACAAUGGAAAUAAUUACAACGAUAGUAACAACAAUAGAAGAAAGAAAAGUGAUUAUGAUACAAUGAUGGAAACUGCAACUUCUGAGAGAGUCUUCACAAGAGAAGAGAUGGCAACCAUCAUUGCACAACUUCGCAUUGUGGCUUGUAGUGAUGUUGUGUCUUCUCCUAUACUUGGUAACAACAAACAGUCAACACACCGAUUCCGUUGUCCCUGCUGUCGACAAUUUCUUAAACUUUUAUUAACACAAACGAAUGAAAAUUGUUUAGAUCGAAUCGAAGAUAAUGAUGAUGAUGAGGGUGAUACAACUGCCGAUGAAGGAGAAGAAGAAGAACAGGAGCAACAACAAUAUGAUGAUUAUAAUGAUUAUGAACGUUUAGGUGGUAAUUCUACUAUGGAAGGAAUUGCAAGUUAUACGAGAGAAAGAUCUACACGAGUCCUUCACGACCCGAUAAUGCGUCGUAUUCUACAAUUCCCCCGUAGAGAGUCCACAUCAUAUACACAUCCUUCGGCUUCUGUAAAUAGUGUACAUUAUCGCCGUUCUCAUCCCCGAUUUAACGCGGAUGAUUCAUUAUCCUCCCUUAUACAAACACCUGUUACUAUACAAGAAGAAACUCCACAACGAGAAGGUGGUGAUGUCUCCUUCUUCCCUGCACUCCCAUCUUUUAGUGCGACUUCUUUUGUGCGUGCAUAUGUUGGUGAAGGGAAUAGUCCGUGGGAGGCGACACUGCACACACGACCCGCUAUUAUUGUGUGUAGUUGUGUGGCUGCGAUGAAUCUCGUUGUGGUGCAAUUCCUGCAGCAACACGUACUGGAUACUCGUGAUCAUAUAGGACUCUUUAUAGUUGGUACAUACAUGAUACUGGCGAGUUACUAUAUGGCAUACUACUUCCUAGGUCGAUGUUCUCACUCCUUUCGACGUAUUUCACAUGAUAAGAAGUUUUACACCAUUGCAAAUCUUAUUAAAGCAGGUAUUCUUGUUUCACUAGUGCCAUUCGCUACAUUUCAUCUCAUACACAUUAUUCUAUUUGAUGAAUGGGAUACGAACACACUUCAAAAUCUUGGAUGUAUAUACACUAUACCAGAUUUUGUAUCGAUGAUUGUGGUAAAACGUAUGAGUUGGUCUACAUGGACACAUCAUCUUUGUGUGUUAUUAUUCAAUUUCUUUAGUAUAACAAAUGACUAUCAAAAAGAGAAUAUAUGUCGGUGUCUUGUAGUGUAUGCGGCGUUCUCAACAUUUGCAUAUUGUGUGAAUGUUCUACUCGCCUCACGCUUUCUUGGAGUUCCACCAAAUGUUGCGCGUGUGCUUUCUUUCAUAGCGGUAGUGGUGUAUAUACUCUGCUGUGCCACGAACUGGACAUGGCAGGUGUAUUAUCUAAGUAAGUUACUGCGAGGUGGACACGAUCACUGGACAGUUUAUGCUUAUAUGUUUCUUAUUUGUCUGGUUAUGUACGAUGACGUAACGCUGAACAAGUGGCUGUUGCAUAAUGCAAAAAGUACGGCAUUUGCCGCGGCCCAAUAUCAACAACAACAACGGCGGAAACAGAAAAAACAGUAA